AUGGCUAUUGCUUCAGAAUUCUGGCAGGACAACAAGUCGGUCGGCGGAAACGGAGGAGGCGAUUUCAGUAUAGUCGGUGAAGCAGGAGCUUUUGUGAAAAGAGUCCGUAUUCAUGACGGCACCAUGAAAUGGGGCGAGAGCGGUUACAGGCGAGGCUGUCUCCACGGCAUUGAGAUUGAGUUCACAGACGGCAAGAAGGCCACCGCUGGCGACACCAGCUCAGACACGUUCAGAGAGUGUAUUCUCGAGAUUGGCACCGACGAGAAAAUCUCGGCCAUGUCGCUGUGGGGUAUGGGUGACGGAAAAUGGGACCGGACUUCAGAAAUCACAUUCCACACCAACAAGAAUGCCAAAUUCACUGCCGGCGGUAAAGCCCCUGAUGAGAGUGAGUGGAAGAUGGAUGUUGCUUCCGGCUUGCUCCUAGGUUUUCGAGGCCGCUGCGGGACCAAUAUCGACAGCUUGCAGCCAGUCUUUCUCAAGCGGGUUGUAAAGCAGUACAUUGACCAAGUCAGCUAUCCCGAACUCGAGUUGAGCAACACUGGGUUUCUACAGGCUCAGUACGUGGAUCGGGCUCGUGCUCAGUGGGAAGGUGGAUCUGGUCUUUGCAAAGUUAGCGGAACUGGCUCAAAGACAAUCACCCAGACAUGGAACAAUAAGGUGUCAGUCGUCACUGGGAUCGAGUUGACCUUCAAAGCGGGAAUUCCAUUGAUCGCCGAAGGAGGCAUCACCACGAGUUUGGAAAUUGGCUACGAGCAGGACUGGGGACGCUCCACAACCGAGACAAAGGAUAUUAAGUGGGAGUUUGAAAAGGAAAUGGAAGGCCCAGAUGAUGACUUCGAAAUCGUUGCCUACUUCAAAACCGGAACGCAGGAUCUUGCCUACAAAGGCAAGUAUAAUGUGGUGACUGAUGACGACAAGAAGUUCACUUUUGAUACGUCUGGAACGUUGAAGCAGGUGCUUUUAUCCCUCGUUGAGUACAAAAUUCGACGCCUUGGGGAGGACGGACAAGUGAAGGAAAAGAUGAUUAUAAACGUUGAGACUCGAUCCCUGGACGAACCAGAAUUCGAAGAAUCAGAAUGGGUCAUCUCCGACGAGCCAUGGGAGGCCCAAAUUGACGAUAACGCGAGAAACUACGAGAAUCGCGAACGAACAGACGAAUACGAAGACAACGUAGAAGAACAGCAGGAAAAUGUGCCUAAUGACACCGAAGAAGCUGAUGAGGACAGCGCAGCUCAAGUUCAGGAAGAAGAAACUGCACCUUUCGAAGAGGAUGAGAACGUCGAUCGUGGCUUCGAAGGAAAUGUCGGCGCCGAAGAAGACAUCGCGGCCCAAGAGGAUCAGAACGCUGAGGAUGAAGCAUCGGAGGUUCCCUAUGAAGCGUCCGACGACAACCAAGCCAAAGAGACAUCCGACUCUGCCUACUACGAUGAAGCUCGUGAGCCUACAGAUGAGGUCGAUAAUGAGGAUGAGCAUGCCGCGGAACAAAAUGAUGAAUCUCAAUAUCAGAGGGACGAGAACGACUACGAGGCUCCUGCUGAUGAUGCCCCCCUUUCUUCUGACCCGAACGAGUAUUCAGAAUACGGUAGACAAGAAACCAAUUACGAGGUUUCUGCUGGCGCUGAGCCAUCCUCAGACCCCAACGAGUAUUCUGGAUUUGAGAGACGUGAGAGCAACUAUGAAGACAACGGAGAACAAGAGUACACGAGCAACUCGCAGGACCAGUACGAAACAUCCGACAAUGGAGAAACCCGGUAUGCUCAAAAUUCAGACUCUCGAUAUGAGAUGAACGAUUACAGAAGCGAGGAGACUGUCGGGGGUGAUAGACGCGGAGACUGGUAA
This is a messenger RNA of Colletotrichum truncatum, 1839 nucleotides long. RefSeq lists its product as uncharacterized. Lineage: Eukaryota; Fungi; Ascomycota; Sordariomycetes; Glomerellales; Glomerellaceae. The record is from RefSeq and is a predicted model, not a curated record.